AGCAACGGAACCAACAAAUCCCCAACCAAUCUCGUCUCCAAUCGACCCGAGGCUCGUCGAAUCCUCCCUCCCCGCCGCCUCAAGAUGCAGAUCUUUGUGAAGACACUGACGGGCAAGACCAUCACCCUUGAGGUGGAGUCAUCUGACACCAUCGACAACGUCAAGGCCAAGAUCCAGGAUAAGGAGGGCAUCCCGCCGGACCAGCAGCGUCUCAUCUUCGCUGGCAAGCAGCUCGAGGACGGGAGGACCCUCGCUGACUACAACAUCCAGAAGGAGUCAACACUCCACCUUGUUCUCCGUCUUCGCGGAGGCAUGCAGAUCUUUGUGAAGACACUGACGGGCAAGACCAUCACCCUUGAGGUGGAAUCCUCUGACACAAUCGACAACGUCAAGGCCAAGAUCCAGGACAAGGAGGGCAUUCCUCCGGACCAGCAGCGUCUCAUCUUCGCCGGCAAGCAGCUCGAGGAUGGCCGUACCCUCGCUGACUACAACAUCCAGAAAGAGUCCACCCUCCACCUUGUCCUCCGUCUUAGGGGUGGCAUGCAGAUCUUCGUGAAGACCCUCACUGGCAAGACCAUCACCCUUGAGGUUGAGAGCUCCGACACCAUCGACAACGUCAAGGCCAAGAUCCAGGACAAGGAGGGCAUCCCCCCGGACCAGCAGCGCCUGAUCUUCGCUGGCAAGCAGCUCGAGGAUGGCCGUACCCUCGCUGACUACAACAUCCAGAAGGAGUCCACCCUCCACCUUGUCCUCCGCCUUCGGGGAGGCAUGCAGAUCUUCGUGAAGACCCUGACUGGGAAGACCAUCACUCUGGAGGUGGAGAGCUCAGACACCAUCGACAACGUCAAGGCCAAGAUCCAGGACAAGGAGGGCAUCCCCCCGGACCAGCAGCGGCUCAUCUUUGCAGGCAAGCAGCUGGAGGAUGGUCGCACCCUUGCUGACUACAACAUCCAGAAGGAGUCUACCCUUCACCUGGUGCUCCGCCUCCGUGGUGGCAUGCAGAUCUUCGUCAAGACCCUGACUGGGAAGACCAUCACUCUGGAGGUUGAGAGCUCUGACACCAUUGACAAUGUCAAGGCCAAGAUCCAGGACAAGGAGGGCAUUCCCCCGGAUCAGCAGCGCCUGAUCUUCGCCGGCAAGCAGCUGGAGGAUGGUCGCACCCUUGCGGACUACAACAUCCAGAAGGAGUCCACCCUUCACCUGGUGCUCCGCCUCCGUGGUGGUCAGUAAUUGCCGUGUGUCGUCCGGUGGGUGUGCCUCUUUGUUCAAGUGUCGUCUCGUCUGAGUGAAGUCGUACUGUGUCUGGUUUGAUGGAUCAUCGAGUCAUCCUUAUGUGUGGUUUUGUGCAAACAGUUUCUGGUACAUCUGUGCCGUUAAGUAUGAAUAAGUCAACUUUGAAGUAA
Molecule: messenger RNA, 1403 nt
Organism: Hordeum vulgare subsp. vulgare (domesticated barley)
Lineage: Eukaryota; Viridiplantae; Streptophyta; Magnoliopsida; Poales; Poaceae
Product: polyubiquitin
Exons: 2
Coding region: 85-1230 (381 amino acids)
Biological process (GO): protein ubiquitination; modification-dependent protein catabolic process
Cellular component (GO): cytoplasm; nucleus
Molecular function (GO): ubiquitin protein ligase binding; protein tag activity
Source: RefSeq, a predicted model, not a curated record